This is a messenger RNA of Pogona vitticeps (central bearded dragon), 2906 nucleotides long. It is a transcript of the gene RAD54B, whose product is annotated as RAD54 homolog B. Gene Ontology annotation, molecular function: DNA translocase activity; ATP binding. Gene Ontology annotation, cellular component: nucleus. The record is from RefSeq and is a predicted model, not a curated record. Gene Ontology annotation, biological process: double-strand break repair via homologous recombination; reciprocal meiotic recombination. NCBI's taxonomy places the organism in Eukaryota, Metazoa, Chordata, Lepidosauria, Squamata, Agamidae.
CUUAACUCUGCAUUUUGUUUCUGAGGAAGAGGCACUGUGGACAGAAUCAAAAGGCCUAACAGGCCUUCAUACCAGGAUAAUUUAACAUGAGACGAUCAGCUGCUCCAAGUCAGUUGCUGGGGAAUUCUGCCAAAAAAACAAGGUUUAUACCUCCAGGAAAGGCUCAUAUGGUGCCACUGAAGAAAGAAUCUGAACCCGCAGGCCUAGAAUGUCAAUUAGCUCUGGUGGAUGAGCCAAAAUUGAAUAGGUUAACAUCUGUCAAUAUUUGUCCUUCAACUUGUGACUUCAGUUCAACAACGGCUGUGAAAACUGACCAAGGAGAUGCUUCCCUUCAAAAAAAUAAAGGCGAAAACUGGCAUUUGGAGAGUGGAGUGAAAUCAUUGUGUAGAGCUGAAGCAGCUCCAGCAAAUGGGAUGAGAGCAGAAACACCAGGCCAUCACAAGGAGCCAAGCUGUCAUCCCCAGUACUUCAGUGUGGUGUGGUGCAAGGCCUCAAAGAAAAAACACAAGAAGUGGGAAGGUGAUGCUGUUCUUAUUGUCAAAGGGAAAUCGGUCACAUUGAAAGAUACGGAAGGCAAAGACAUUGGACGAGGCGCUGGAUACAAAGCCAAAGAUUUGGAAGGUCUUGAUGAAGGUCAAACUCUGAUGAUUGGAAGCAAAGAAAUAGAAGUAAUGGGUGUAAUUCCAGAAGAGGACUUCAUAAGCGGCAGGUGUUUUCAAUCUGGUGUAGCAGCUGCAGAAAACAUUAUCUCAGAAGCAGCUGUGAAGCCAUUCAGUAAUCCUGUGAAAAAUGUCUGCAAAACCAGUUCAAAAGGAAAUUUGCCUCACAACUCCCAGAACUGUAAACCACGACAUGAUCCAUAUGCAUCAAAUAGCCUAGUUCUGCCACGGCCAACCCUGAAUCAUCAACAGAUGUUCAACAAGGCAGGCUUGCCUGUUGUCGAUGUUGUCGUGGAUCCUUAUCUUGUAAACCAUCUUCGUCCACACCAGCGAGAAGGAAUUGUAUUUCUUUAUGAAUGUGUGAUGGGAAUGAGAAUGAAUUGUCGAUUUGGAGCUAUUCUUGCAGAUGAGAUGGGUUUGGGAAAAACCCUGCAGUGCAUUUCACUCAUUUGGACUCUUCUGCGUCAAGGGCCGUAUGGAUGCAAGCCUAUAAUAAAACAGGCACUGAUCGUUACUCCUGGGAGUCUCGUGAAGAAUUGGGGGAAAGAGUUUCAGAAAUGGUUGGGAACUGAAAGAGUCAAGGUGUUCUUAGUUGAUCAGGAUCACAGAGUAGAAGAAUUCAUCAAUUCACCUCUUUAUUCAGUCCUGAUCGUGAGUUACGAGAUGCUGCUCCGUUCCUUGGACCAAAUUCAGAAUAUAGAGUUCAGCCUCAUAAUCUGUGAUGAGGGGCAUCGUCUGAAAAACAGUUCCAUUAAGACAACCAUGGCCCUUGCGAACCUAGCUUGCAAGAGGAGAAUUAUUCUUACAGGUACUCCAGUACAGAAUGAUCUGCAAGAAUUUUAUGCAUUAAUAGAGUAUGUAAAUCCCGGCAUACUUGGUCCUUUGUGUGCAUACAAAAAAGUGUAUGAGGAGCCUAUUAUCAGAUCCAGAGAGCCUUCAGCAGCAAAGGAGGAAAUACAACUAGGAGAGAAGAGGGCAGCAGAACUGACCCGCCUGACUGGACUCUUCAUUCUCAGAAGGACCCAAGACAUCAUAAAUAAGUUUCUCCCUCCUAAAAAGGAAAGCAUCCUUUUCUGCCGUCCAGCAGCAUUGCAGCUGAACCUCUACCGAACUUUGUUAACCUCUCAGGUUGUUCGAUCAUGCCUACAAGGCAGUCUGGAAAAUAGCUCACACUUAAUAUGCAUUGGUGCUUUAAAAAAACUUUGCAAUCAUCCUUGCCUUCUCUUCAAGGCAAUAAAGGAGAAAGAAUGUGAUUCCACGUGUGAUGAACGAGAAAAACAGAACCUCUAUGAGAGUUUACUUGGCAUAUUUCCUCAGGACUACACAUUGACCUCUUUUUCUGAGAGUGACUCGGGAAAGAUGAUGGUGCUGAUAGAGCUGCUGGCAGCAAUUCAUGAGCUCAGCCCUUCAGAAAGAGUCGUUGUGGUAUCUAACUACACUCAGACACUGAAUGUUCUACAAGAAGUGUGCAAGCGUUAUGGAUACUCCUUCACAAGACUUGAUGGCAAUACCCCAGUUUCUCAGAGACAACAGAUUGUUGAUGCUUUUAACAGUAAAUUCUGCCCAGCUUUUAUCUUUCUCCUGAGUUCAAAGGCUGGUGGUGUGGGUCUGAACUUGGUUGGGGCAUCUCACCUAGUCCUCUAUGAUAUUGACUGGAAUCCAGCCACUGACAUCCAGGCAAUGGCCAGAGUGUGGAGAGAUGGACAGAAGCGUACAGUGCAUAUUUACCGACUACUAACAACAGGCACAAUCGAAGAGAAAAUCUAUCAGAGGCAGAUCAGUAAACAAGGUCUCUCUGGAGCAGUGGUGGACUUUUCCAAAGGAUCUGAACACAUCCGUUUUUCUGUUGAAGAACUUAGAAAUCUUUUUAUACUGCAUGAGGAUUCCAGCUGUCUUACUCAUGAUCUUUUGGAGUGUAAAUGUAUAGGAAAGAAAGAUGACCAAGGUCCUUUAGAAAAACUUUCAGUACAACAAGACUGCCAGCUUGGCAAAAGCAAUGUGAAAUCUGUUUCCAAAAGCACCCUACUAUCUAUGUCACAACUGAUGCAGUGGAAGCACUUUUCUGUGGAUCAUGGAAAUCUCCCUGAUUCCUUCUUGGAAAGAAUAAAAGAAAACAUCACAUUUGUUUUCCAAAGCACAAGCAGCUGAGGAUGCCACCUAAGCAGGGCAAAUUCAUUUCUCCUUUAGUUUACAAUGGACUUUUGUUCACCAAUGUCUUUUUUUAAAAAAUAAAAUGUAAUAAUAGGA